AUGGGUGUCCGGAAAGAGUUUGUCCGGAAGCAGCCGCACCUGGGCAGCCUGAGCCCCUUCUUCCUCACCUGCACCGCCUACUUCCUCCUCUGGAUCCCUGAGGACCCGCCGUCCAGGGUGGGCGCCCUGGUCAAGUGCCUGCCGGUGCUGAGCCUGGUGGGGCUCCUGCGGGCCGGCCCCGGGGGGCGCUCCAGCCUCCGCCUGCAGGUGGCCCUGCUCCUCUCGGCCCUCGGGGAUGCCUGCCUCAUCUGGCCCGAGAGCUUCCUCUAUGGUGUCCUCGCCUGCACCAUGGCCCAGCUGUUCUAUGUCCGGGCCUUCGGGUUCAGACCCCUGCGGCCCGGCCUCCUGCUGCCCAUCGUCCUGGCCUCCCUCCCGUUCUCCGGCCUCCUGCUGCUGCACUGCUCCUCAAGCCUGGUCCUGCCCCUGUCGGCCUACGCGCUGGCCCUGUCCACCAUGCUGUGGCGCGGCCUGUGCCCCGGCCUCCUGCUGCCCAUCUUCCUGGCCUCCCUCCCGUUCUCCGGCCUCCUGCUGCUGCACCUCCCGCCAGACCUGGUGCUGCCCCUGUCGGCCUACGCGCUGGCCCUGUCCACCAUGCUGUGGCGCGGCCUGGCCAGGGGCGGGAGCGCCCGCUGGGGCGCCCUGCUCUUCGCCGCCUCCGACUCCCUGCUGUCCUGGCACACCUUCAUCCAGCCGCUGGCCCACGGCCGCCUGCUGAUCAUGGCCACCUACUACGCCGCCCAGCUGCUCAUCACCCUGUCGGCCCUCCAGAGCCCCAAGCUCAAGACCGACUGACCCGGGGCCCCGAUGGCCGGCGUCCGCCCACUCCGCUCCUGCAGGGACCCGGGCCUUCCAGCCGGGCCCAGACCGGGCGCCGCCCGUGGGGGCCGAGCCAGGCUCCCGGAGUCCCGUCUGCAGGCCUCCGUCCACCUGUGGGAGCCGUGUGCAGACUUCCGAACACCUCCCCUGGGUUCUGAUCCCGGGUUCCAGGCCCCUCGGCCAGGCCCAGGCUGGGCCUGCCAAGCCCUGCCCGCUCCUGUGAGUCCGGGGCCUCCGGAGUCUGUGGGAAGCAGGGGAGACGGUUGGAAAGUGUGUGAGGAGGAAAUUCCGAAAUCCCGCCCCGUUUAUCGGGAUUCCCACUGAGCGGAGUUUGGCCAAAGGCGCUGGCCCGGGUUGUUCCGUGACCUUUCCCACAAGUCUGUGCUCCUGCGGCCCCCCAGGUGUUCACCGGAACCCUUAUGCUGAAUCUCUGGGUGUCCUUGCUCAGAGGACACUGCAGACACAUGUGCCCCCCAAGAUUACUUCCCCAACUGAUUGUAUCCGAAAGGUCAACUUUAUCUCACGCUGCUGCAAUAAAAGCCUGACGAGGCCGGUG
This is a messenger RNA of Eptesicus fuscus (big brown bat), 1372 nucleotides long. RefSeq names its product lysoplasmalogenase. Gene Ontology annotation, cellular component: membrane. Bases 1 to 792 code for a protein of 263 amino acids. The transcript has 3 exons. The record is from RefSeq and is a predicted model, not a curated record. NCBI's taxonomy places the organism in Eukaryota, Metazoa, Chordata, Mammalia, Chiroptera, Vespertilionidae.